This is a messenger RNA of Lodderomyces theae, 516 nucleotides long. It is a transcript of the gene NCE102, whose product is annotated as Nce102p. The transcript has a single exon. Gene Ontology annotation, cellular component: eisosome; plasma membrane. Bases 1 to 516 code for a protein of 171 amino acids. The record is from RefSeq and is a predicted model, not a curated record. NCBI's taxonomy places the organism in Eukaryota, Fungi, Ascomycota, Pichiomycetes, Serinales, Debaryomycetaceae. Gene Ontology annotation, biological process: eisosome assembly; protein localization to plasma membrane.
AUGUUGGCAAUCGGCGACGUCAUCUUAAGGUCCUUCAAUUUUGUAUUUUUAGUCAUCGCCUUGGGGCUCACCGGUUCCUUGGCAGCUACUACCAUCUCCCAACACAAUCCACAAGUCAAUUUCGCCGUUUUUGCUGCAGCUUUUGGAAUUCUCACUUCAUCCCUCUACGGGGUCUUGGCCUUUUUCAUUGAAGCACUUGCAUGGCCAUUGAUUUUGUUCCUUUUUGACUUUUUGAACUUUGUUUUCACUUUUGCUGCUGCUACUGCUAUUGCUGCUGGAAUCAGGGUUCACUCAUGUGGAAAUCAAGACUAUUUGGACUCUAACAAGAUUAACCAAGGAUCAUCGGCAAGAUGCAGAAAAGCCCAAGCAUCAACAGCCUUCUUGUACUUUUCAGCUUUCAUUUUCAUUGCUGCUGGUGUGUUUUCAGCCAUUGGUUUGUUCAGAGGUGGUUUGUUUGGAACUAAGUACAACAGGUCUGCUCCAAGAACUGGCGUUCCAACUAUGUCUCAAGUUUAA